Physcomitrium patens is the source of this 1933-nucleotide messenger RNA. Its product is annotated as protein TIC 40, chloroplastic. Lineage: Eukaryota; Viridiplantae; Streptophyta; Bryopsida; Funariales; Funariaceae. Gene Ontology annotation, biological process: chloroplast organization; protein import into chloroplast stroma. Gene Ontology annotation, cellular component: chloroplast thylakoid membrane; chloroplast inner membrane. The record is from RefSeq and is a predicted model, not a curated record.
CAAGUGCCCUGUGCAGCGAUGGCGGAGUCUCUUUGGACGUAGCGAGGUUGCUGCUACUGGUGCUCUGUUGUCGUCGCUGCAAGAUUGUGCUGGUGAGAGGGCGAAUUGGAUCGUUCGAGAGUAGGAAAGGCUUGCAAGGAAGGGCUUUCGGCGCCCGCAAGCCGUAUCGGAAACGGUUCAGAACCGGUCUAGAAAUUGAGGGAGUUUUUGAGCUUAGUUUUUUGAGCUUGAGAGAUGGCCAUGGAGUCGCGGGUCUUCCAUGCAGGCAGCAGCGUAGCUUCAUCGCGCGCUUGCUUUGUGGUGUCCAGUGCUAGGGCUGGGUCGGGGCACAGGCAAGGGCAGCAGGGAUUCCAGGUGGCUGCGCAGAGGUUCAUGAGGGGCGCCAAGCUGCGGGACGUGGGGAUUGAGUGUGGGAGAUGCGGGAAGAAAGGUUCUAGGUCGGAGGGUAUUGUGGCAGCUGCUCGGAAGUCCACCCCAGAGCAAGAGGAGUACGUUGUUACCAAGAAUGAUUCGAAUGAGUACAUUGAAAGCAUCGCUGAAUCGCAAGGAUCUGGGUCUUCUUACAUUGGAUCACCUCUUUUAUGGAUCGGUGUGGGAGUGGGUCUUUCAGCACUAUUCUCUUUUGGUGCUAACAGCGUGAAGAGAUACGCAAUGCAACAGAUGUUGAAGUCAAUGAGCGGGGGCGCUGGGGGCCCUGGUGCUAGUCCGUUUGGAGCACCUGGUGGCAAUCCAUUUGCUGGCAUGCCAAUGCCUCCACCAGGCGCUGGGUUCCCGUUCCCCAUGCCUCCUACCGGGUCCGUUUCUUCUCCUGUUAGUGCUGCAGCUGCUGCAGCACCAGUCGAUGUUUCUCCUAAUGUGACGUCAUCUCAGCCUUCUGUCGUAAGUGAGACACCAAAAUCUUCUACCGAACCCAAGAUAGCUGCCUUCACAGACGUCAACGCAACCGAAAUCUUAGAAAGAGAGCAGCAAGCAGCAGCAGCUGCAGCAGCCUCAAGAUUUAGCGAUCAAUCCCCAUCAGCUCAAGAGCCUACUAGGCCUUUCUUCGCAGAUUCUGAGGUGGUAGAUUCUAAGGGUGGAAGCUACAGUGGAGCCGGGGCUGGUCCUUCGAACGACCCAUGGGAUUCUGCGGGAAAAGCAAAGCAGACUGUUUUUAGUGUGGAGCAGUUGGAGAAGAUGAUGGAGGACCCAACAGUUCAAAAGAUGGUUUAUCCGUACUUACCUGAGGAAAUGAGGAACCCAACCACCUUUAAAUGGAUGAUGCAAAACCCUCAGUAUCGGCAACAAUUGCAAGAUAUGCUGAAUAGCAUGGGCGGAGAUGGUGCUUGGGACAACCGCAUGUCGGACAUGCUUAAGAACUUCGAUCUCAACAGCACCGAGGUCAAGCAACAAUUUGAGCAAAUUGGGCUGACUCCUGAAGAAGUGGUAGCAAAGAUCAUGGCAAAUCCAGAAGUUGCAGUAGCCUUCCAGAACCCGAAAGUCCAGGCUGCUAUCAUGGAUUGUUCCACAAAUCCAUUAAAUAUUACUAAGUACCAGAAUGACAAGGAGGUUAUGGACGUUUUCAAUAAAAUUUCCGAGUUAUUUCCUGGAAUGGCUGGAUCUCCAUUUUAGAUUAGUAAGAUUUUGUGUAGUGAUGCUGGUCCCGACAGAGAUGGAGUUUAAUGAGGCAGGCGGGGCACAAUAGUGGUUAUCUUUGGGAUUAUUCCCACCAGCUUUGGUGCAUAGUUGCACUGGAAAGGAUGACGUUGCUAUUUACACCACAAACUGAGUCGAAGGCGAACGUGUACUUCAUUUGUGCGCAUUGAGAAGGAAGGGGAGAUCAUAUUGCGAGCAAUCUCUUGAUUCAAUUACUGCCAAUUUCUUGGCUUCCAGUUUAGUAAAGUUCCUUGAUGUUGUGCUGCUCAAUUCCUUCUAAACAGGAAGUUAAGUUUGAUGA